AUGCUGGUGCAUAAAAAGCAAUCCAGCUUUUUUGCUCUUGCAGAAGUGGAAAAAUUGAAAGGGAAAAUGAAUUAUUUAUUAAAGAACGAAGAUAAGUAUGUUAACCGAAAAAAUUUUACCAUUGUUUCGAAACAGAUUGAAAAUCAGCUAAAAAAGAAAAAGAAUAGUGGUGAUGAACGGAUAACUUUGCAGGCUAUUAUUAAAAGGUCGUGGUUUCAGUCCGUUAACAGUAGUAUUAACAAUAGUAACAGUAACGAUAAUAGUAAUAAUAUUAAUAGUAAUAGUAAUAAUAAUAAUAAUAAUAAUAAUAAUAAUAACGGUAACAGUGACAGUAACAGUAACAACAAAAGUAGUAGUAGCAGUAGUAAUAUCGGCAAAAAUUGCAGUAUUAAAAAUAAUAAUAAAAAGAGUAGCCAGAAUAGUAAUAAAAACAGUAAUCAAAAUAAUAGUCAAAAUAAUAGUCAAAGUAACAGUCAAAGUAACAGUCAAAGUAACAGUCAAAGUAACAGUCAAAGUAACAGUCAAAGUAGCAGUCAAAGUAACAGUCAAAGUAACAGUCAAAGUAGCAGUCAAAGUAGCAGUCAAAGUAACAGUCAAAGUAACAGUCAAAGUAACAGUCAAAGUAACAGUCAACAUAAUAAUAAUAAAAAGAGCAAUCAAAAUAAUAAAAUGAAAUGCUGUAACAAUAAAAAAUGUGACACACAGGUUAAGAAUGAAUGUUCAAAGGAACUCCAAAUGAUGGCAAAUUUACCGCAUUCCAUUUCGAAAAAUAAAAUACCUUUUAAUUUUUUUGAUAUGGCAUAUAGUUUGUAUAUGAAAUAUAAAUUUAAUAAAAAAAAUGGUUCAUUUUCAUUCCUUAAGAAAGCCUUCUGCUCACCUAGGAAACCUCCUUUUAUAACUAAUUUUAAAGUAAUAAAACAUCCAGGUAAAGUGGAAAGUGAAGACUGUUGCUUAAAUGGUCAGGCAUUUAUGGCUAUUGCUGAUGGUGUAGGUUCUUGGAUAAGGUUUGGAAUAAAUCCAAGAGAAUACCCUGAAAAGUUCUUACAACUUUUACAAAAAAAAAUUAAUGAAAGUGAAAGUGAUAAUGUAAAAAUAGAAGAGGUUUUAGAUUAUGCUUAUGUAAAUAAUCAUAGUACAGGAUCAACAACUGUUUGUGUAAUAAUAUAUAAUAAGAAUAAAACCAUAUCAACAGCAAUUAUUGGUGAUGCACAGUUUGCUAUUAUUCGAGAUGGUGCUAUCAUAUAUAAAUCGAAAACACAGCAAUAUGAAUUCAAUUUCCCAUACCAAUUAGGUACUAAUGAUAUGAAUAAACCUAUAGAUGCAGAUAUUGCGCACUUAGAAGUAAAAAAAAAUGAUAUAAUAGUUGCAGGCUCAGAUGGGUUAUGGGACAACUUAUAUGAUGAUCAAAUAUUAACCCUAGUUAAGGAAAAUAAGUUUUCAACCUUAUCAGAAAAAAUAGCAGAUGAAGCUUUCAGUUAUUCCAAAAUGAGAAGUUGGAUGUCCCCUUAUAUAAAUAACUUUAAUAAGGAAUUUAAUUGUUAUAAGUCAGGCGGCAAAUUGGACGACAUUACUGUGUCCUGCGCGCUAAUUGGUUAG
Messenger RNA from Plasmodium malariae, 1596 nucleotides. RefSeq names its product protein phosphatase, putative. NCBI's taxonomy places the organism in Eukaryota, Apicomplexa, Aconoidasida, Haemosporida, Plasmodiidae. The transcript has a single exon. The record is from RefSeq and is a predicted model, not a curated record. The coding region runs from base 1 to 1596 and encodes 531 amino acids.